GGUAAAGUGAACAUACUCAACUUUGCCACUCCGCGCUUGGUCAUAUGCGCUAUCAGGACGCUAGCAGAGACCAACUUUUACGCAAAUUAUGGGAAUGUAUUUUUACAUUUCGUUCAAACAGGUUCUCUGUUUUAUCUCCAUCCUCUAUGGUUCCAAUACCUGCUUGGGCUAUGUCCAUAACCGAUUCAAACGCUCAGGGGAAGAAGCUGCGUCGCAUUCAGAGACUCGUUCCGACUUCCCCUGGGUAAGCACAUCAGGGUCCUGUAAGAACAGAUGCUUUGAGCUGGACGAGGCAGAGCCCCCUUACUGUCGCUGUGACAACCUGUGUAAGACCUACAACAGCUGCUGCUAUGACUUUGAUGAGCUGUGUCUGAGAACAGAGGGAGGUUUUCAGUGUAGUAAGGAGCGCUGUGGAGAGGCUCGUAAAGAUCAGCAUGCCUGCCACUGCUCUGAAGACUGCCUGGCCAAGGGAGACUGCUGCACCAACUACCGGACCAUCUGCAAAGGGGACACAUCAUGGUUGCAGGAUGAGUGUGAAGAGAUCAAGACCCAUGACUGUCCAGCUGGGUUUGUGCGGCCCCCUCUCAUCCUGCUGUCUGUCGAUGGGUUCAGAGCCUCGUACAUGAAGAGAGGAAGUACAGUGAUCCCCAACAUCGAGAAGCUCAGAACAUGCGGUACCCAUGCCCCUUACAUGAGACCAAUGUACCCCUCCAAAACGUUCCCCAACCUCUACUCUCUUGCAACUGGUCUUUAUCCAGAGUCUCACGGUAUAGUUGGCAAUUCCAUGCAUGACCCUGUGUUUGAUGCCAACUUCUACCUACGAGGUCGUGAGAAGCUGAAUCAUCGCUGGUGGGGUGGCCAGCCUAUCUGGAUCACAGCCAUGAAACAAAACGUGAAAGCUGGGACCUUCUUCUGGCCAGUUGUGAUCCCUUCAGAGAGGAGAGUGCUCACUAUGCUGCAGUGGCUCCACCUUCCAGAUGGAGAGAGGCCUUAUGUGUACGCCAUGCACUCCGAACAGACAGACACAGUUGGACACAAGCUGGGGCCCAUGAGCCCCGAGCUAAACAACCCCCUGAAGGAGAUUGAUAAGAUUGUGGGUCAGCUGAUGAACGGACUGAAGCAGAUGAAGCUCCACCGCUGUGUUAAUAUCAUCUUGGUGGGAGACCACGGGAUGGAGGAGGCUCACUGUGACAGAACAGAGUUCCUUAGUUCCUACAUGUCCAACGUUGAUGACAUCAUCCUGAUCCCUGGUUCCUUGGGCAGAAUCCGCUCCAGAUACCCUAACAACCCCAAAUAUGAUUCAAAAUCUGUUGUUGCAAAUCUUACAUGUAAGAAGCCAGACCAACACUUCAAGCCAUACCUGAAGCAACACCUCCCCAAACGGCUGCACUAUGCCAACAACCGGCGGAUAGAGGACAUCCAUUUGCUGGUGGACAGGAAGUGGCAUGUCGCGAGGAAAUCCCCUGAGGCAAAAAGGCACCCUGGGAAAUGUGUUUUUUCAGGGGAUCAUGGAUAUGACAACAAGAUAAACAGCAUGCAGACCAUUUUCUUAGGAUAUGGACCAACAUUCAAAUUCAAGACCAAAGUUCCAGCUUUUGAAAACAUUGAACUGUACAAUGUCAUGUGUGAUCUCCUGGGGUUAAAGCCAGCCCCUAACAAUGGGACCUACGGCAGUCUGAACCACCUCUUAAGAAACCCGUCUCACAAACCUAUCAUGCCAGAGGAGGUCUCCAAGCCCACCCCCUCCAUCCUUGUCACCACUGGAGGUGAUGACCUAGGCUGCAGCUGUGAUGACAAGUUGCGUUCAAAAAAUAGGGGGCAGAGAGCUUUGAAAGUGACCCUUGUAAGAAGCUAUAACCUGGAGUCACUGUGGCUCUGUCUGUUACAGAACAAAGUGGAGGAGCUCAGUCAACGUCUGAGGCAAGCUAUUGAUGACAGCAAAAACCUGCCGUAUGGCCGGCCAGCGGUUCUGUUUCGUACUAAAUACAGCAUCCUACACCACAGUGAUUAUAUCAGUGGCUACAGUGAGCCUCUGUCCAUGCCCCUCUGGACCUCCUACACGGUUCCCAAAAUGGUAGAGGUGACUCCUCUCCCAGAGGCUCUGACCAACUGCGUCAGACCAGAUGGGCGUAUUCCUCCAGCCUACAGCCAGUCUUGCUCCAGAUACAGAGCUGACAAACAGAUCUCCUAUGGAUUCCUCUACCCGCCACAAUUGUCCAGUACGCAAGAUGGAAAAUACGAUGGUGUUCUUAUCACAAACACAGUACCCAUGUACCCAGCUUUUAAGAGGAUAUGGGGCUACUUCCAGAAGACUCUGGUGAAGAAAUACGCCAGUGAGAGGAAUGGAGUCAACGUGGUCAUAGGGCCAAUCUUUGAUUACGACUAUGAUGGCCUGAGAGACUCUGCAGAAAAGAUGAAACAGUAUAUAAGUGGCUCAGUUCCCAUCCCGACCCAUUACUUUGCCGUGGUGACCAGCUGUCUGGACUACUCCCAGGCUGUGGACUCCUGCUCGGGGCCUUUCAGUGGCUUCGCUUUCAUCCUGCCUCACCGGCCCAACAACGACGAGAGCUGCAACAGUUCUGAGGAUGAGAGUCGGUGGGUGGAGGACCUGAUGAAGAUGCAUACGGCUCGGGUCCGAGACGUAGAGAUUUUGACGGGGCUGGACUUCUACCGCAGGACCAGCCGCAGCUACCCGGAGAUUCUCUCCCUGAAAACCUACAUGCACACGUACGAAAGUGAGAUCUGAUCUGGAAAACCACUGCUACAGCCUCCCCAUCCCUGAACCCCAACCUGCCAGCCCCCUGACCCCCUGUAACCUCUCACUGCGGCCUCCAAGCACCCCCCCCCCCAUUCUCCUACCUCUUCCUCCCCCCAUCCCCACACACUCUCUCGUUGACCCAAAGUGUGUCGAUAUAAGCUGUGUAUGGAUUGGAAGCGCCUCGCUUCCAUUUUAUGCAAAUAACCUCCUGCACCUUAGCUGUGCCUUGUAAGGUGUUCAAACCUCUACAAUUUUCACGCCAUCACUCACACCCAGUGUGUUCGCUCGUAGACAAAAGAGCUUGUUCUCAUUGGUUUGCUAUUAACUUGAAGGAUAAAGUCUGUUAGCUGUCUUGACCACCGCCACUCCCCUUCCCUGUAAGGGAUAGGGCUAUUGAAGGGUUAUGAGGAUAAACACGUAUUUCAUAUGUAUUAUCUUUCCUUAAAGGCAUAAUUUCUAAUUCCUACAUAGCACAUUCUCCUUUGAGUAUGUUUAACAAGCAUGAAUUGUAAUAUUUUUGUUAUGAUGAUUUUGUUUGAAAUGAUUGUUUGUGUGUUUCUGUGUGUGUUUGGAAUUUGGAAUGUGUUAGCCUAUGUUUUAUAUGAAUGAAUGUUGGUUCUGAGCAUUGAGAAAAUAUAUUUUAAUUCUGUUCUGUGUACCAUGUUUGUAUGAUUCUAUAAUGUUCUUAAACAUGUACCUGUGGGAUCAACUUAUUCAUGCCUUAUAGAAACCUGGUAUUUCAAUACAAUAAACUGUU
Hypomesus transpacificus is the source of this 3515-nucleotide messenger RNA. RefSeq names its product ectonucleotide pyrophosphatase/phosphodiesterase 2 (gene enpp2). Bases 89 to 2746 code for a protein of 885 amino acids. The transcript is spliced from 25 exons. Gene Ontology annotation, biological process: phosphatidylcholine catabolic process; immune response. NCBI's taxonomy places the organism in Eukaryota, Metazoa, Chordata, Actinopteri, Osmeriformes, Osmeridae. The record is from RefSeq and is a predicted model, not a curated record. Gene Ontology annotation, molecular function: zinc ion binding; phosphatidylcholine lysophospholipase A1 activity; nucleic acid binding.